Molecule: messenger RNA, 4792 nt
Organism: Vitis vinifera (wine grape)
Lineage: Eukaryota; Viridiplantae; Streptophyta; Magnoliopsida; Vitales; Vitaceae
Product: thaumatin-like protein 1b
Exons: 3
Coding region: 3520-4410 (296 amino acids)
Biological process (GO): defense response
Cellular component (GO): extracellular region
Source: RefSeq, a predicted model, not a curated record
UAGUUGAUGAUGUCUUAAUGUUGCUUUACUGUAUUUUAUUCUAUUGGUUGGAAGAAAGUAGGGUCCUAUAACUUGUUCACACUGUAAGCGUGUCCAUUGCUAAGAUGUACCUGUUCUUAAACCCUUUUAACUGGAAAACUUCCCUUCUUCUCUUUAUGUUUAAAUUUGUCCUUUUAGACACCUGUAUCAGAGAUGAUUUUUCUCAAAUUGAUUUAGUUCUGCCCUUCUCUGGAGAAAUUGUAAAAUUAUUAGUUGGGUUUCAAAUUAUGACCUUUUGACUAUUUUCUCUUCUGAGCUGAGCCCCCCCCCCCUGCAAGGGUAAUUGGUUUAAAUGUGGAGUCUUUUUUUUUUUUUUGUGCUGUUGUAUGCAAGCCUUAAUAUCCAAAUCAUGGUUUAUUAAGCCUCCAUCAUGAAGAUGGACUAUGCUGUUUGUUUUUAGUACAUCUUAUUUCUGCUAUCAGUUUUUGCUGCAUGAGGUGAGAUGUAGUGGUGCAUUACUCAUCUGGGCAUAUCUUGUGUUGAUUCUAGGUGAGUAUUGGUUCAUUGAGAUGGAUUUUUUUGGAGUUUUGAUCAGAAUCUAGUAAUGCAUUGUAAAAUUUUUCAAAAUCCCAAAUUGGUUUCAGAAUGACGCCUAGAACAAUCAAUUUUCUCUUGAUCGAUUGUACCAUCCCUACUCUAGAUAUCCAUGACCUAUUUGGGAGGUAAAGCUUUGGGAUGUCCACCAUCAACCAAAAAAACACGAAUUUAAUCACAUGGAGUCCAGGAUUGUGGCUUCUGUUGAAUCAGUAGUCACAUAAUCUCCAAUAGGGGCAGCUAGUCUGUGCUCAAAACAUUCAUUCUUAUUUUGAUAGCAAAUUUUGCCCUAAUUUAUAGAUCUUUCUUGCCUUUUCUUUUGUUUAACAACAAAUGAGUACUCAUGAAAGAACCUACUGGAAGCUCUUUCUACUUUAAUUUGUUUUUAUAAAAACUUGACUGGUUCUGUAGAACAUUUAAAUAUUUGCUCAUGCCAACUAUAAUCUUGUGUCAUAUUCACAGAAUAGUGCACACCCUGGAGUUGCUGCCAAUAUGAAAAAUUUUAGAAUUUACUCUGCUUCUGUGAACUUUGAUUAGACUGACCUCGAAUUGCAUUUUUAUUUGAUCAAAGGGGUGGUAGCUUAGUGUUAUGUCACCUGUACAACAACAUAUAUCUAUUCUUUGCCAUCACCUGUGCUUUGGCUGGAAUGGGGUCAUUCAUUUCUCGUGUUACAAGGCCCCUGUCAAGGGUUUCCGGCCACAGGCAAGUGUGUUAAGAGUUAGGAUCUUUUGAUUGAGGAAGGAUGAUAUGGGGGAAUUAUGUUGGAAUUGUAAGAUUAAACAAAAUGGAUUAAGUUAAGAGUGUGCAUCAGUGCAUCACUAUGGUUCAUAAGAUUUGCAUCAGUUCAUAUAAGUGGGUCACAAUAUUGGAGUUGUCCAACACUCAUCUCUGGUACACUCUCUUAAACUAUAGGUUGGGCUUCAGAUUUCAGUGGCAGCCUGAAUUUUACCAGGUUGAGCCAGACUUGAGGCAUUAAACUACACAGGGGGUUAUAGUCUUGGGUUAGGUGAGGGUAGGUUGGUUACCAACCUUGCUUCUUAUAAAGAUCUGAUACACAAAUGUACAAGGCAUUGCUUUUAGAAAUUCAGUUCCGGGUAGAGCUUGGUGGUGAAAAUCAAUUCUUGGAGGAUGAUGGCUAGUAUGGUGGUGGAGGGAUCAAGGACAUUGAGUUUGUCUGCAGUGGGCGAUACUUUGAUUGUGGGUGUGAAUGUUUUGGGUUCUGUUGAGGAGUAUGGUAUUGUGUCGAUUGUUUUUGGGUUUUGUUGGUGGGUGUUGUGUUUGGCAUACUGAGGAUUGUCAUGGUUGAGGGUAUGGACAUCUUGUGGCAAUGGUGCUAGUCUUGUUGGCUGUUUCACUAAGAUCUAGAGAUGUUAUUUUGCCUUUAGAGCUCCCCCCUCACGGACCCUUUGGAAGCCCACUUGCCUUAAAGGAGUAACCCAUUUGGACAUUUUGAAAUCCUUUUGGCCUUUAUAUUACUAUUGGAGGAUUGAGGGUUAAAGUAGCUCCAAUGAGAAGGGUUCAAGUAGAGCUCUAACGAGAAGCCACAUCCACUUGUUUUGCCUGAGUUAAGGCUGCAGCUAAUGAGUUUGUGCCUCUAUUCCUUCUGGGAACAUUGUUGAAUGUCUAUCCAUCUAUAUAAGUAAGCCCCAGAAAUAUCUAAUUUUAUCUAGCGUUCUGCAAGGAAUGUAAUCAGGUGUGGUUGCUAUAUGCUUGUGGAUGUGAGAAUUCGAGUUUUUGGUUUGAAUUGCCUAUCAAAGAUGGCCCCUGGAUUUUGAUUGCUAUCUUCUGUGGAUUACAUUGUCUAACUUUGCUAAUCCAGUAGUAGUGUCAUGUGUGACUCGCACUGGCGUUUUGCUCAAGUGGUUGUGGUUGAGUGAAGACUUUAAUUGUAUUUGGAGAUAUCUUUCCAAAGUAGCUCGUCACAUCCCCUUAAAAUGACCUUGAGGAAGUUAUCUUUUGUUGUAAUGCUUACUUCCAUCAGAAUGCAGGCACGGAGUAGACAGAUUGUGGUUGUCACUCCAGUUUGCCCAAGUUAGAUUGUAUUUAUGAUAGGUGAAGACCUACUUGAGUUGGAAACAACCAUAAAUACUUGUAUUGAGUUUUGAUCUGCUGUUUACAUGGUAGUCAGUAAAUUCUCCUAAUCAGGUUGGUUUAGAAUUGCAAUGAGAUGGUGGAAGAACCUGGACCCAUCCAUUGGGAAGGAGAGAAUUGCCAGGGCAGCUGUUUCUUGUUUAACGGUGGAAAACUUAAUAUUUUUUUAAUGGGAGCUGCCCUAUCGUCCUCGUCUCCAAUGUUCAAGUGUCAGAGAGAAGGUAUCAUGCAUACAGCUGAUGCAAUCAUAUUUUUGGGGAAAAAGCUCCUCUUAUCGUAAAGAGCCUCCUCUACUCUUCCAAGGGACAUAAAACUUCUUUUUUAUAAACAAAAUAUGGGCAUGGUUGAAGCUCUUGCGGAAUGUCAAGAUUCAAAAUCCCUUGUUUUUUUGUUUUUUCUCCUGUGCUCCCUUAUCCUUGAUUGCAUGUGCUCAACCCGAUCCCAAAUUGAAAGGCCAUGUUGACUGUCCCAUGGGAGAUUGGGCUGUUGAGGUGGAAAAUGGGAAGGUUGGACUUGGACCUGAAACUGAAAACCCCUGCCCAUGCCAUCCCCCCUGCAUCCUUCCAAAGGUCCAACGUCCAAGUACCAUGAACUGUUUUGCAAUUUGCAUAUAAAUUACAAAUUAUGGUGUGACGGGCUACUCAGCUACCGCCAAUAAAAACAAAUUUAACUGGUUGCCGAUUUUUACCUGAGUCGGGUGAGCGAUUUUGUCCAAAACCGCCUCACAUCCAUCCGUGUCUAUAAAUAAAUUAUGUACCCCAUUUCUCUUCCUAUCCAAGAUUCGGAGGAGAAGAAGAAGACGAACAUCAUCUUUCGCCAUUACCUUCACAAACUCUUCUUCUUCUUCCACUUCAAUGGCUCCACCUCAAAUUCCAAUCCUGCUUCUCCAGCUCCUAUUUCUCUUUUCAGGUGCAUUUUCAGCGACAUUUACGAUAGUUAACAAGUGCAGCUACCCAGUGUGGCCGGGUAUCUUAUCAAACGCUGGAACAGCACAGCUCCCCACCACUGGUUUUGCUCUCCAACCUGAUGAGUCCAAUUCCCUAUCCCUCCCUACUGCCUGGUCAGGUCGGUUGUGGGGUAGAACACUCUGUAGCGCCGACUCUGCUGGUAAGUUCACUUGUAUCACCGGCGACUGCGGCUCCGGUACAUUGGAAUGCUCUGGUGGCGGUGCCGCCCCACCCGCCACCUUAGCAGAGUUCACCCUGAACGGCGCCAAUGGCCUCGACUUCUAUGAUGUCAGCCUGGUGGACGGCUAUAACCUCCCCAUGUUGGUGGCACCUCAGGGUGGCACCGGGGGUAACUGUACUAUCACCGGUUGCGUCGCUGACCUAAACGCGGCUUGUCCGUCGGAGCUCAAAGUGAGCAGCAUCGAAGGCGGUGAGGGGAGUGAGAGCGUGGCAUGCAAAAGCGCGUGUGAGGCGUUUGGGGAUGCGCAGUACUGCUGCAGCGGGGCGUACGCGACUCCAGACACGUGUAAGCCCAGUGCAUAUUCUGAGUACUUCAAAAGCGCCUGCCCCCGUGCUUACAGCUACGCCUACGAUGAUGGUAGCAGCACCUUCACCUGUGCAUCUGCCGAUUACACCAUCACUUUCUGCCCUUCUCCUGCCACCAGUCAGAAAUCGGCGGGAGGGCAGUAUCCUCAGGCGAUGGAAGUCUCAGCGGCUGCUGCCAAUCGUUUCACGUCAUUCAACUCCAUCAUUGCCGUCGCUGUCGCCACCGUAGCCGCAAUUUGGCAAUGGCGGUAGCUGGAUACAAACACAAACUUCUACACCCCCUUCGUGGGUGGGGGACUGGGCUUGGUCAGCAGCCAAUUCCAAUUCAGAUUAUAUCACAAUGCUUUCAAAUACCCAAUUACAGAAAAGACAGAGGAUUAGAGGACAAUAUUGCACCAAGUCAAACGCUUUUUUGUCAUUGCCGGUGGCUUUCUACUCAGCCUGAAAGCAAGAAUUGAUACCUUGAUGUGAUGGCGGUGGUGGCAGAUAACGCCGGCCAUUACUUAACUUCCAUUUUCCUAUUAUUUAGGCUAGCAAUUUUCAAUUUCCAAUAUUGAAAUAUUUGAGUAGCUGGAGAAUGUAAUAUACGUAGAACCACUUGCCUAUAAAUGCCAGGCUUUCAAUUCUUUGCUUA